This is a messenger RNA of Colius striatus (speckled mousebird), 909 nucleotides long. It is a transcript of the gene CIMIP4, whose product is annotated as ciliary microtubule inner protein 4. The transcript has 5 exons. Lineage: Eukaryota; Metazoa; Chordata; Aves; Coliiformes; Coliidae. Bases 1 to 909 code for a protein of 302 amino acids. The record is from RefSeq and is a predicted model, not a curated record.
AUGGACCAGGCUUUUCCACAGCAAACCGCCUGGAAGGUCCCCAAGGACUCAGUGGCUCUGGAAACAGCAAAGAAGUCCACACGUAUUAAAUCCCAGACACCUCCUUCUUCAAAGUUUGUUCAGACUAAACAACAGAGAAAGCAGAGUCUCCAGGUUAAAACUAACCCCACGCCAAGUCUUCAUUCAAGAAGACUUGAAAGAGAAGGUAUUUCUACUUCCAAAGACCCAACAGUGAGGCGUGAGCCAAGAAGGAGUAGCACUUCCCACCUGUCUGUAAUAUCCAUGCAAAGACAAGCAGCAGGCACCAAAUCCAUCUCAAAGACCAAAGAACUGGUAGCCGGCCAGCACCAAGCCCUGAGGUUUAGAAGAUCUGGAUCUUCCCAGAAGACCAUCACAGACAAGUACAAAAAAGCCAAUGAGUCCUGCAGUAACAGACAAUCCGUAGCAUCGUUAGGGCCAGAUAUGAAAGAAAAAAGGAAGGUCCUUCCUGAGAUGAAAACCAGCUUGAUCAUUGCCACCAAAAAAUGUCAAUUUUUGGAUGCAGAUGAACUUAGCAGAGUUGAAGAGGAGAACAUUCGGCGCAUGACAGCAUUGAUCUUGGGACAGAAAAGACUCAUGGACCGUAAUGAAAUGCAAAAAAACUCCUGGAACUCUACAGCUCUUGACGAUUACAACCACGUGGGUUUUAAUCUGAGAUCAAAUAUAUUUCAAGGUGGCCCACUGGAGACCCGAAGCCUGAUGAAAGAUUCCUACACCCCUGACAUAUUUCAGAAGGCAACCAGGGAUCCUGAGAAUUGGUACGGGAGGAAGAUCGACGAGCUAGGGAAAUGGCACAGGAAGAACGCCCUGUAUAAUAACCUGCAGAGAGCAAUGAAGGAGAAGAAUGGAAAGGGAAAAGAAAGGACUUAG